This is a messenger RNA of Pseudomassariella vexata, 1484 nucleotides long. Its product is annotated as RanBP1 domain-containing protein. Bases 205 to 1044 code for a protein of 279 amino acids. Gene Ontology annotation, cellular component: cytoplasm; nuclear pore. The transcript is spliced from 4 exons. Gene Ontology annotation, biological process: nucleocytoplasmic transport. The record is from RefSeq and is a predicted model, not a curated record. NCBI's taxonomy places the organism in Eukaryota, Fungi, Ascomycota, Sordariomycetes, Amphisphaeriales, Pseudomassariaceae. Gene Ontology annotation, molecular function: GTPase activator activity.
CCGCACUUCAAUUUCUCGUUCGUAACCCCCCACCGCCAAAUCAACGACGAACACUGCAUAUUUCUCGCCCAGCUCCAUCAAAACCCAAAGUUUGGGACCACGAGACAAUACAAAGCCUUUGCUGUGCUUCGUAUUUUGACAAGUCCAUACGCAAGACAGAUACCUCCAUAAACAUUAUCAUCGUUGACGAUCAACACCGCCAUCAUGAGCUCCACCGAAAAUACCGAGCCCAAGGUCGCGGAGACCAAGCCUGAGGGCACCGAGGUACGCGCUGUGCCCGUAAUCAGCGGCCAAUAUCCACCAGCAACUAUCCAGAAGCUAGCCACCACGCUUAGGAUAUUGGCCUGGAUGGAAGCUAACCCAGAUCCACAGGAGACCAAGCCUGUCACUUCGUCUUCCGUCUUCUCCAUGUUCGGCGGCGGCGCAAAAAAGGAGAAGAAAGAAGGAGAAGAAGACCGCGGCGACAACUCAGGCAGCGCCAAGGCUCAACGCGAGGCUGCUGCCGCCGCCAAGGGUGAUGACGACGAGGCCCCAGAGUCCGAGGACGUCCAUUUCGAACCCGUCGUCAAGUUGACCGAGAAGGUCGAGACCAAGACAAACGAGGAGUCGGAGGAGCAGUUGUUCAAGAUGCGCGCCAAGCUAUUCAAGUUCAUUAGAGAUACUAGCGAAUGGAAGGAGCGUGGCACCGGUGAUGUCCGACUGCUCAAGCACAAGGAGAACGGCAAGACUCGAUUGGUCAUGCGUCGCGACAAGACCCUCAAGGUCUGCGCCAACCACUACAUUAUCCCCGAGAUGAAACUUUCUCCCAAUGUUGGCAGUGACCGAAGCUGGGUGUGGAACGCGGCUGCCGAUGUCAGCGAGGGUGAGCCCGAGGCUGUGACGCUCGCCAUCCGCUUCGGCAACUCGGAGAACGCCAACCUGUUCAAGGACGCCUUCCUCAAGGCUCAGAAAGAGAACGAGGCUCUCUUCACCAAGGAGGAGGCCGAGGAAGAGGCCGCCGCGGCGAAGGAAGGGGCUGCUGCUGAGGCAGCCCCCGAGGCAUGAAGAAUCAUUUCAGCAUCGAGUAGGCAGUAGGAAUACGGAGGGACACGAAGCAGAGCAUCAGCUCGAGGAUUUGAAGCCCUUUUAUCAGAGGAAUUGUGGCUGGCGCGAAAACGCAUUGCACAGUCUCCGGCCUGUAGUCAGUCACUUCAUGCGAAUGAUGAGAUUUAGAUAGUCUCCGGGCGGAUUGAGAACCCCCCUAGCUUUGACUUCACUGCGCGAACCCACCCCCCAACCACAUAUCACGAAUAAAGAAAGAACCAAUGCCCCACACCUCGACCGAGGCUCGCAGAGAGAGUCGCAGACCUGUAUUUGUAUAUAGACUCGUUCAUCAUCUCGGCUGGUGUUAGAUGUCGAAGGAUUAGUCACAAGCCUAGACCGAACUGAUCUAGGCAUAUGUCGCGGCUAUAACUGCUAAACCCCCAUUGCCAAAACUAAUCAUG